Microsporum canis CBS 113480 is the source of this 1599-nucleotide messenger RNA. RefSeq names its product cytochrome P450 2D18. The coding region runs from base 1 to 1599 and encodes 532 amino acids. The transcript has 5 exons. Lineage: Eukaryota; Fungi; Ascomycota; Eurotiomycetes; Onygenales; Arthrodermataceae. The record is from RefSeq and is a predicted model, not a curated record. Gene Ontology annotation, molecular function: monooxygenase activity; heme binding; oxidoreductase activity, acting on paired donors, with incorporation or reduction of molecular oxygen.
AUGGAUACCCUCUGGAUAUAUUGCAUUUUUUUCAUUUUAUUAGCCCUUUGGGCUCUUUUUGGGGGCUAUUUUCCCGGAUUGAGAAACCCCAAGCUUCCUCCUGGACCUCCAUGUCUUCCAGUAAUUGGCAACUUACAUCAAAUUCCAACGACGGGGGCACAUUUGAAAUUUACUGAAUGGGCUACCAAAUAUGGCCCUAUUUUCUCUCUCAAAAUUGGGCCAAGCACAGCUGUCGUUCUCAGUUCCCCUUACAUGAUUAAACAGUUGAUAGACAAACAGUCAGCUAUUUAUAGUGACAGACCCAAAUUUUAUAUCGCUGACCAUCUGGUUAUGCACGGUGACCAUCUUAUGUUCAUGGGCCCAGAUGCUCGAUGGCGACGAGGGCGGAAAUUAUAUCACCAGUACUUUAAUGAGUCAGUUUGUGAGAAGAAACAUGUUCUUCUGCAGAAUGCAGAAGCCGUCCAACUACUUCGGGAUCUCCAUAUCCAACCUGAUGACUUUAUGAAUCAUUGCAAACGCUUCACAAAUAGCACUACAAUGAGUCUAGUUACCGGUAUUCGAACGCCAACACCUUCCGCUCUGCAUAUGCGACAUCUGUAUGCUGUAUUGGACGGCAUUUCUGAGAUUUUUGAGCCAGGAGCCACUCCGCCAAUCGAUAUUUUCCCAUUCCUGGCGUGGCUUCCUGAGUCGCUUUUCAACAACUGGAAAUCGCGCGCACGAGAAGUUGCCCAAACAAUGGAUAAAGUAUAUGGCCCGCUUGUCGACCGUGUCUUGCGACGACGUGAGUCGGGGUCGAAAUGUCGUGAUAGUUACUUGGACAUGGUACUGGAUCAGCAGGAUAAGCUCCAGCUUACGAGGCAUGAAAUCGACCUGAUGGUUGGAAAUCUGCUUGAAGGUGGCUCCGAUACUACGUCUAUUAUGACAAUCGCAUUCAUUCAGGCGAUGGCACUAUACCCUGAAGUGCAAAGGAUGGCUCAGAAAGAGAUUGAUGCAGUUAUUGGCGAAGACAGAUCUCCAGACUGGGGUGAUUAUGCGAGCCUGCCAUACGUAGCCAUGGUAAUAAAGGAGACGAUGAGAUGGCGGCCAGUUCUGCCGACAGCCUUUCCACACGCCACAAGCAAAGAGAGUACAAUCGACGGAAUGACCAUCCCCGCUGGCUCGACCGUUAUUCUGAACAUAUGGGGGCUGCAUCACGACAGCCGCAAACAUGCCGAUCCGGAUAGGUUUAACCCUCUACGGUACCAAGGGCGCGCUGAUCUGGCAUCCGCAUACGCCUCUUCACCAGAUUAUGAAAACCGUGAUCACUACGGGUAUGGGUCUGGUCGGCGCAUUUGUCCUGGAAUUCACUUGGCCGAACGAGGGCUCUUUCUCGGGGUGGCGAAGAUUCUGUGGGCUUUCGAUAUUACCCCCAUGAGUGAUACCCAAGGCCGUCCGAUUCCUAUCAAUACGGACCCUGCCACCGGGUAUACGGAUGGCUUUUUGCGCUGUGCAAAGCCAUUUCCCUUGAAGAUCAUCGUCCGUUCUGAGCGCCGCCUGCAAACGAUUGGCGCAGAGUUUGCAAGUGCAGAGAGGGAUGUAUUCAGUCGAUAUGACGUAUAG